UGAAGAUAAGUCACAACUCGAACCCGAAGCUCGUCGUUCGACAUGCGGUACGAACGGCACCAGGGUGGACGCGGGCCGCGGCCUGUGACGUGACUUGGCGUGGCCCAAACAAGUUGACUUUUUCUGCCAAGUUUCUGCGAUGGCUACCCAUCCGCAUCCCCGGCUUUCUUGUCUGCUGCUCUUGGCGCUCCUUCUGGCUCAGGCCUCGAGCCAACACUACUUCCUGCUGCGCCCGGUGCCCAGCGACCAUCUCCCGGUCGUGGAGCUCAAGGAGGACCCGGACCCUCUGCUGGACCCCCGCGAGAAGGACCUGAACGAGACGGAGCUGCGGGCUGCUCUGGGCGGACACUUUGAUGUGAACUUCAUGUCACCGCUGCUCCCGUCUGACUUGGACGAGGACGAAGACCCGGACUCGGAGGCCGCGGGGGACCCGGAGUCGGACCAGCACGCGCGGCUCGGCCCGAUGCCCAAGGACAUCCGCGCUAUGGACUUCGAGGUGCAGCUCGGCAAGAAGCUGAAGCCGAGCAAGAAGCUCCGUCGCCGGCUGCAGAUGUGGCUAUGGUCGUACGCCGCGUGCCCGGUGCUCCACACCUGGACCGACCUGGGCGUCCGCUUCUGGCCGCGCUACGUCAAGGCGGGCCGCUGCUCCAAUAAGCGCUCGUGCUCUUUGCCGGAGGGCAUGCGCUGCGCCCCCGCUAAGGCCAAACACUUGACGCUGCUCCGGUGGAGGUGCGUGCAGAGGAAGGCGGCUCUCAAGUGCGCCUGGAUCCCUGUACAAUACCCCGUGGUGUCCGAGUGCAAGUGCUCGUGCACGAACUGAUUGACGGAGUGACGAGGGAUUGACUUGGUGUGCAAAUUGCACUGUUUCCCAACCUGAAAGGACCUCAUUUAGGCACAUAUUUGACUCUAGAAAAAUCCCACGUUCCCCCAAAACUGCAGUGGUGCUUUGAGACACGACUAUGAUUCGCUCGAAACUCAAAACACUGGCGUCUCAAAUAUAUUCCCUUUAUCAAUAUACAGUGAUCGCUCGUUUUUCGCGGUUAAUGGGGACCAGAAACCGCUGCGAUAAGUGAAAAACCGCCCCCCAAUUUUUAAAAAAAAAUUUAAAUAUUUUUUUUCUUUUAUUUUUGUGUUCAAUGUAUUUAUUCCGAUUUAGGAUUGGAAAGAUUAUAUAUACAUAUACAGAGUGAUUCAAAAAGAAUCAAGCCCAAAUCAUCACGCAUUUAUCCAAUUUAAAAUCACUGAAAGACUGAAAUAUUAAUUUAAUUAAUUAGCUAAACAUAUUUAAUUAAGAUUAAUUCAUUAAUUAAUAAUUUCAUAAGAAUUAAAAGUCUUUUUAACAGGUAAGUAAUUUUUACAAACUAAAAGUCAUAUUGGCUUGAUGUUGUCCGUGCCACUGGUAGUGGUCACAUUGAGCUCUUGUAAAGCAUACAAUAAAAACUUGAAGUUAUAUACAAUUCUUGUAUCCAGCUAAUUAUUGAUUUAUUUAUUUUUUUAAUAUACCGGAAUGGUUUUGGCACACUUUUUGAAUCACCCUGUAUAUAAGAUGUUUUUUCAUUUUUUCCCCCAAAGUAUAAUGUAUAUAUAUAUAUAAUUGUUUUUAAGCACUUCAAAUGUAAUAAAUCUAAUAAAUUUUAAACAUUUUACUGUCCCACCAUAUUAUUUUUAAACAGGAAUAAAGCAGAAAAAUGCUUGGCUUUAUUAAAUGCUUCAUUCAGUGAGUCCACUAAAAUCCAAAGUUGCUCACUUACACACAGUGAGUUGCCAUAGCAACUGUUUAACAAGUUAAACAAUGAUUGACGCAUGCAGCGCUUCGAAGCUCGAUUCUCUGGCAACAUCAACAUCUGAAAAUCAUUGUUAACUAUAAUAAGCAACUCCAGUGCACUUACUGACUGACCAAGAACGAGCAGCGAGAUCGAGAGAGGGAUGGGGAAGUGACACUACGCGAUUGGCUCGGGUCAGCUUAUCUGUUUUGUUUUGUUUUGUUUUUUUAUUUUAAAAAAUCUGCGGUGGACUGAGGCGCGAAGUUUGAAGCGCGAAGUAGUGAGGGAUCACUGUAUUUAUUAACUAAUUGGCAGCCAUUGAUGGUGAUAGAUAUCCAAUCCAUUUCGAAGGCAUCCCCAAUCAAAAUAGACCGGACAUCUAUCACUGUCAAGGUCAGCCAAUGAAUUAAAAGAAAAUGAAAAAAAAAAGCACUCUAAUUUAUGUUGUUAAAAUCUAGAAUUAAAUUAUUUUACUUUAAUUCAAUGGCCUUUGAGCUGCUAUUUGUGUUGUGUACAACUAUGCCACCAGGGGGCGGUGUAAUUUACACAUACAUAUUCAUGAAGACUCACAGCUCCCCAGUUAGCCACAAUAAUAUUUGGCUGUGAGUAUCGUGUUUUUAUGUCUAUAUGCGUUGCUUCGCCAUUUGAUUUCAAUUACCGAUGCUAUUUGUUAGCCCAUGUAUGGAGCAGUACAUUGGUUGUCCGCGUUAAGCUAAUUGGUUAAUGACAUUUAUUGUUUUGU
This is a messenger RNA of Corythoichthys intestinalis (scribbled pipefish), 2505 nucleotides long. RefSeq names its product noggin 3 (gene nog3). The coding region runs from base 140 to 820 and encodes 226 amino acids. Lineage: Eukaryota; Metazoa; Chordata; Actinopteri; Syngnathiformes; Syngnathidae. The record is from RefSeq and is a predicted model, not a curated record. Gene Ontology annotation, biological process: negative regulation of cell differentiation; osteoblast differentiation; dorsal/ventral pattern formation. The transcript has a single exon.